This is a messenger RNA of Nakaseomyces glabratus, 1398 nucleotides long. It is a transcript of the gene RRI1, whose product is annotated as COP9 signalosome catalytic subunit RRI1. Gene Ontology annotation, biological process: protein deneddylation. The record is from RefSeq and is a predicted model, not a curated record. Lineage: Eukaryota; Fungi; Ascomycota; Saccharomycetes; Saccharomycetales; Saccharomycetaceae. Gene Ontology annotation, molecular function: metallopeptidase activity; protein binding; deNEDDylase activity. Gene Ontology annotation, cellular component: cytoplasm; COP9 signalosome.
AUGGAUGACUUUCCAUCUUUGAAUGUUUCAGAUUUGGAGUCUAAGUUACUAGAUUACAAUAUUAGAGAUUAUGAGGUACAAAAUAGUAAACAUAAAAAUAACAUAGCAGGAAAUGAAAAGGAAUCCAUAGACCAACUUAGUCUUUUGAACCAAGUUUGUUCUUUAAAAAACAGGAAGGCUAUAGAUAGCACUAAAAACAGUCCACUAUUCUAUCAAAAUGUCCUGCUUUCUAAACUUGCAUGCUCAAAAAUACUGUGUCAUGCUACAAAAGGUGGGAAUAUUGAAGUGAUGGGAAUGCUUUUAGGUAAUGUUAUAGGGAACACAUUUGUUAUAUUUGAUUGUUUUGAAUUACCUGUUGAAGGAACAGAGACUAUGGUUAAUGCACAUAUGGAAUCAUAUGAAUAUAUGGUCCAAUUUUAUCACGAAAUGGUGGAACGAUCAUAUACAAGAAAUGAAGAGAAUUUAAAUAUCAUUGGCUGGUACCAUUCCCAUCCUGGUUAUGACUGUUGGCUAAGUAAUAUUGACAUGCAGACUCAAUCAUUAAAUCAGCAACAUCAAGACCCAUACCUUGCAAUUGUGGUGGAUCCUCAUAAAAGUAAGAAUGAUCAGAAGGUUAGGAUUGGUUCUUUUAGAACAUAUCAAGAUCAAAACGAUGAUACAAACUUUUAUGAAUUGAACACUACAGUUUUCGAUUCUGAGUUAAACAAACUAGAAAAUCCGCUAUCUGUAAAGAUUCCAUUUAACAGUAUAGAAUCAAGGAAUUUAGAGUCAAACUAUCUUCAGAAACUGUCUGAGACAGUCAAACAAUGGCGUAACUUUAAGAUAAUGGAAAAAAUUGAAAACACUGCACAUACUGAAGAUACAACUACUAACAAGUCAAUUUCUACUCCUGGAAGAAUAAUUCAAACUGCACAUGAAUUUGCAUUUGCGGCUACAUCGAACGGUAAUGGGUCUCGGGUAAACAUUAUGAGAUCAAACAGCGUGUCAUCUAUUGGUUCCAGUAGCGAUAUCGAAAUGGAAGAUAGAAAUUGUAGUGCUUUUGAUAGUGUAGCUAGCAGCAUAAAUACUAUCGCUGAUCCAUCUCGUACAUCAUCGAUCCAUACACAGAUGAACAAUCAAAACAACCAACAAGAACGCAAUUCACCAAAACGACCCCAUAUUUUACCUGCUAUACAAUCAUCUAGAUAUGGCGUUAUAUUUGAGGGAAAGGAUAGGCCUGAAAAUAAAAACUUUAACAUACGAACUGCUAGUGCACAGGAUGCAUUUGAGUCAAAGUGCAUAGAUGAUUUUCACGAAUCGCUGAAGAAUGAUUACCUAACUCAAAAGGAAAUACUGCUACGUCUCAAGCUUCGACAAUACUACCGACUUAGAAUGUAUCGUGACAUGUUCUCAAAAUGA